GGUGUAACGAAAGGGAUCAAGACCGAUGGGAGGAGGGUCGGCCGGGGAUUUCUGAACCUGAGCCGACUUCCUAAAGUAAACUGAAAAGGUGAGUUACCUGCGGGACGGACACGGCACGCCCCUUGGCAGGUGGAACAAAUAGCGGACCUCUCGGUCUUGUCCCUCGUCUUCCUCCAUCCGUGUAUCUAUUCAUGUGUGAGCCAAGUUGUGCGCUGAGAACUGCGGGACGUCGUGAAUGUCAGUGUUCAGAGGAAUGAGAGAAGAAAGAGGACUGGAUCAUUUUGUCUGUUUGGCAGUAUGAUACGGGAUACAGUGGAAUGUGACUUGUGAGGUUAGUGCUGUGAAUCCAACAUGGAGGUGAAGAAGGAUGGAGGAGGAGUGUCAUGGUCUUCUUCAGGGGCCUCUUCUGCUCCAUCCAACACUGCCUCCUACAGAAGCACCCUCAUAGCCUUACUCUUCUUCUUCCUCAUUAUCGGGGUCUUUGUAGGCCUGCUUAUUGCCUACCUGGUGCCGGAGCAGCAUUAUUUCGUGGAGACAGUGGAGCUGAAAGGUCUGAAGUAUGAUCCUGUCCUGCAGAAUGAGAACUCUGGUUUCUCCAUAGUACUAUCCUCAGUUUUAAAGUCCAAGAUUAAAAAUGUCUUCACUGCCUCAUCAAUAUCACAUCACUACGUUGUUUGCAGUAUUGUUGCCUAUGGUAACAUUAAUGGUGACGUGAUGGCAACAUUCAGACUGGUCUUCAGGGUGUCCAAGGUCCAGCAGUAUUCAGACAACUUAGUUCAGGACUUGCUGAGAGCAGGGCUCAGCUCAGCGAUGCACGGGAAACCACUAGAGGUGCCAGAAUUUGGAGAGAUCAACGCUAUCAUCUUACUGGGAGCCAGUGGGAAGUCUUUUUAUGCUAUUGGAGAUGAGAUGACAGCCAGGUGUCUUGACAACACCUUCACUUGUGACAACGGAGAAUGCAUCACCAAACUGAACCCAGAGUGUGACUUCAUCCCCGACUGUGCAGAUGGAUCUGAUGAAGCUCGUUGUGCCUGUGGUACACGUCUUGCUAUGGGGAGUCGGGUGGUGGGUGGCGAGGAUGCUCGGCAAGGGGAGCUGCCAUGGCAGGUCAGUCUGAGGCUCCAUGGACGCCACACCUGUGGAGCCUCCAUCAUCAACGAACGCUGGCUGGUCAGUGCAGCACACUGCUUUGAGAGCGACAACAACCCCAGAGAGUGGACAGCCCUGGUAGGGGCCAGACUGGUGAGCGGUGAGGAGUCUGAGUCCAAAACGAUUAACAUCAAGUCGCUGGUUGUGUCUCCAGACUACAACCCUCUGACCACUGACAACGAUGUUACAGUGCUGGAGCUGGAGACCCCGCUCACCUUCGGCUCUUACAUCCAGCCCGUCUGCCUGCCUUCCCCAUCUCAUGUCUUUGCCCCUGGAUACAGCUGUGUGGUGUCAGGGUGGGGAGCACUAAACCAGUUUAAUACUGAGGCGCCUCCCACACUGCAGAAGGCAGUGGUGAAAAUCAUCGACUCCAAGGUCUGCAAUAAAUCGUCUGUGUACAGAGGUGCUGUUACUGACAACAUGAUGUGUGCUGGAUUCCUGCAGGGCAAGGUGGACUCGUGUCAGGGUGACUCUGGAGGGCCUCUGGUGUGUGAGGGGGCCCCGGGGAGGUUCUUCCUGGCUGGGGUGGUGAGUUGGGGUGUGGGCUGUGCCCAGAUCAACAGGCCUGGGGUUUAUUCCCGUGUCACCAGGCUCCGCAACUGGAUUCUUAGUCACGCAGAUCCCAGCUUGGUCCAUAAUUACUCCCAGUUUGUUCCCACUGUGCCAGUUACUGUGACAGCAGGAAGCUUUAAUAAUCCGCCAGUACCCAGGACCAUAGCCAUGGAUUUGUCACCUGCACCAACACUACCUGUCUUGAACUGCAGUGGAAACUUCCAGUGUAGCGCCGUCUCCUGCAUCAGCAAGGUCAACCCAGAGUGUGACGGAGUGCCAGACUGCCCCAACCAGGUCGACGAAAGAAACUGUGACUGCGGUGUACGUCCUGCGUUGGGCUCCCAUAGGAUCGUGGGUGGAGUAACAGCUCGAAGGGGGGAGUGGCCUUGGAUUGGCAGUCUCCAGUACCAGAGACUUCACCGCUGUGGCGCCACACUCAUUCACAGCAAAUGGUUACUCACAGCAGCACACUGCUUCAAAAGUGACCCGAGCCCCACUAACUGGGCUGUGAGCCUGGGAUCUGUGCUGCGCUCUGGGAUAGGAGCCCUGGUCAUCCCCAUCCAGAGGAUCGUCAUCCACCCAGCCUUCAACGGCACCAACAUGGACCAUGACGUGGCUCUGUUGGAGCUGGCGGUCCCAGCCCCCAUGUCCUACACCAUCCAGUCUGUCUGUCUCCCCUCGCCAGUGCACCACUUUCUUAACAAUGCAGAGUGCUACAUCACAGGCUGGGGAUCCAUGAGGGAAGGAGGUUCAUUGACCAACCUGCUGCAGAAAGCUGCAGUGAACAUCAUUGACCAGGCAGACUGCCAGCAGUCAUAUGGAAAUGUGCUGACUCCUAACAUGAUGUGUGCUGGUUUCAUGGAGGGAGGCAGGGACACCUGUUUGGGAGACUCUGGAGGGCCACUGACCUGCCGUCAACUCUCUGGCCAGUGGUUCAUUGCUGGAGUGACCAGCUGGGGACAUGGAUGUGGGCGAUUUGGUUUUCCGGGGGUUUACACUCGUGUGACGUCCAUCAGGAAAUGGAUAUCUACAUACCUGCCUUUCUGAAGGGGCAAAAAGGGAGCUGAACCUGCAAACGGGGACAGUGGAUUUUCCUGAUACAUCUUCUCCAGAAAAGUGUACUGUAUAAGGACUAAAGUCAUGCUAAAUGUCACACAUAGUUUCCACAAUAUUGACCUGUGUGACCUACUGGUCAUGGGUGCUGUUUGUAAUACUGUGCAAUCAUCUGAACUGGGACCAUCCUCUUUCAUAAUGUGCUGAAGAAAUAAGGACUGAGCUGUGGCUUAUUUUCAGACAAUCUGCUAGCACAUGCAUGAAAGUAUUUAUUUCAGUUAUUUAUUUUCCUGACUGUUAAACUUACUGUACAUGGUGUUGUGUAUUUUUUUUCCUUUUGUGUGGGGUUCAGAAUAUAUGUGAUUCAUGUAUGGGUA
Siniperca chuatsi (mandarin fish) is the source of this 3131-nucleotide messenger RNA. It is a transcript of the gene tmprss9, whose product is annotated as transmembrane serine protease 9. The coding region runs from base 352 to 2748 and encodes 798 amino acids. The transcript is spliced from 16 exons. Gene Ontology annotation, biological process: proteolysis. Lineage: Eukaryota; Metazoa; Chordata; Actinopteri; Centrarchiformes; Sinipercidae. The record is from RefSeq and is a predicted model, not a curated record. Gene Ontology annotation, molecular function: protein binding; serine-type endopeptidase activity.